Paramuricea clavata is the source of this 1065-nucleotide messenger RNA. NCBI's taxonomy places the organism in Eukaryota, Metazoa, Cnidaria, Anthozoa, Malacalcyonacea, Plexauridae. The record is from the annotation of a GenBank genome assembly.
GUACGCGUGCCAUUUUUGGUUACAACUGAAACAAUUGAGCACCCAGUAAUAGGCUACAAUGUGAUUGAAGAAAUUGUGACAAAUGAACACAAUGAUUUAUUGUCAGAAAUUCAAUCUUCAUUUGUUGGACUUGACAAUGGUGCAGCACAAGCAUUAAUUAACUUUGUUCAAAGUGCUGACAGUGAUUAUUUAUGCAAUGUAAAAACAAGCAAAAGAGACGUUGUUAUACCAAGUGGUAAACAGGUAAACAUUCAGUGUCGAGUUAAUACAGGUCCAAUUUGUGGGACUACCCCAGUUUUAUUCGAACCAGAUGAAACAAUGCCUUGGCCCUCCUGCCUAGAAAUCAAUGAGACAUUGCUAACAGUAAAGAAAGGGAAGACUAAUUUUAUCGAAGUGCAGGCGAAUAACCCAACAAAUCAUGAUAUUGUUAUUAAGCGACGGACAGUGUUAGGACGAUUACAACUGGUACGGUCUGUAACCGCAAUACCAGUAAAAUUGAGAGAGGAAACCGUUGAGAAUGGUUCUCAGGUAGACCAAACUUGUAAAGUUAGUGAAUGUUCUGUUGCUUUCACUAAUGAAACCCAACCCAUGGUGGGCAUCCCUGACCACAUCAAGAACAUUGACUUAAAGGGGUUAACACCAGAACAAAGAUCAGUUGCGCUAAGGAUGUUAGCUCAAGAAGCUGACGCAUUUUCACAGAACGAUGAUGACAUUGGGUGUAUCCCAGAUCUGAAAGUAACAAUCAAAUUGAACGAUGAGACACCAGUACAAAAGAACUACACAGCAGUGCCAAGACCGCUUUAUCCUGAGGUUAAAAGUUAUGUUGAAGAUCUCUUGAAUAAGAACUUCAUCAGGAAGUCAACAUCCCCUUACAGUUCACCUGUAGUAUGUGUCCGGAAAAAGGACCAAACGCUUCGGCUCUGCAUCGACUAUCGAGAACUAAAUAAAAAAGCAUCCCAGAUCGCCACCCUAUACACAGGAUCCAAGAGACACUUGACAGUCUUGGGGGAAAUUCAUGGUUCUCAGUAUUGGACCAAGGAAAAGCAUACCAUCAAGGUUUUAUGA